Molecule: messenger RNA, 345 nt
Organism: Macrosiphum euphorbiae (potato aphid)
Lineage: Eukaryota; Metazoa; Arthropoda; Insecta; Hemiptera; Aphididae
Source: the annotation of a GenBank genome assembly
AUGGAGUGGAAUAACGAAAGAGUGUUAGACCUCAUAGAGGCUUAUAAAAAUAAACCAGUAUUAUGGUAUCCAAAGGAUCCAAAAUAUUAUAAUAAAUUUGCUAAAGCCGAUGCUUGGGAAGAGUUGGCCACACAAAUGAAUUCAACUUCUGAUGAAUGUAAAAAAAAAAUGACCAGCUUGAACGCAUCAUUUCGACGUGAAAAAAUGAAAAUAAAAAGUAGUCAAGGAACUGGCACAGGAAGAGAUGAAGUUUACGAAAGUUCAUGGUUUGCUUUCAAAAGUUUGGCCUUUAUUAUGGAUAAAGAUAAUCCUCGACCUACACUCAACACUGUAAGUAAAAACUAA